This is a messenger RNA of Penicillium expansum, 159 nucleotides long. RefSeq lists its product as uncharacterized. NCBI's taxonomy places the organism in Eukaryota, Fungi, Ascomycota, Eurotiomycetes, Eurotiales, Aspergillaceae. The coding region runs from base 1 to 159 and encodes 52 amino acids. The record is from RefSeq and is a predicted model, not a curated record. The transcript has a single exon.
AUGGCAAUCUUGUAUGACUUUAUGCCGUUACUACAGGCACCAAACUUAGCUAUUCCAAUAGCCAUCGUGCUUAUAAUGCAGAUAAAGAAGAUAGGAUGUCAUUGGGUGAACAAGAACGCCUCCCACUUACCAGAAGGGCAAUACGAAUUGAACAGAUAG